AGGCUUAUGAGAAUAAGCUAGGUUUAUGUUGAAAAGAAUACCGUAACUUUAACAUCUACCAGGUUAGGUUCUGAUAUUUACAUUUAAUUUGUUCAACGAUUCUGAUUGGCUGUUAUUUAUAAACUAGAUUCAGUGGCAGAGUGGAUUGUAAACAGAAGUCUAAUAUUUUAUUGCCCGUUUUCCACGGUCUUAAUUCUAAUUGUGACUGCGCAUUGCGUGUACAGAAAUAUGUGAGAUGUGUGAACAAUUUUUAAUACAGAUUUGUAUGUUUUCGUGAUUUAUAAACUGUAAUCGAUUGGAAUAUCCAGAGGCAGUUAUCUCACAAUGGCGGAUGGUAAUUCGAGACCUCGCACUCGCCAACGUCCACUUCAAAAUUUGUCAAGUCGAUGGGACGCUACAAACAUAAACAAUUGGACAACAACACAGUUUCAAGAAGAACUUCUAAAAUUAAGUAUUCGCGUCCCAGCUAAUAUUGGAAAGGCGACGCUUAGGAAACUAUAUUUGGAAAACGUAAGCAGAAACCCCGUAGUGAGAGAACGGCGGGAAAAUGACUCGUCCCAAAAUAGUCACCAUGAUGAGCAUCCUAAUUCCUCGACAGAGGCACCAACUGUGUCACAGACAGAAGUAAUUUCGAAUAUCGGAACAUCUGCGCAUACCGAGGUUUCUGACCAGACCGUACAACCUGCUCAAACGCAUAUAAAUUCGGGCUCGGAAUCCUUGCGUAACAAUUCCAACAUGGCCGCCAGUGUAAAUAAUCAAGUAAUCAGCGGCAUGCUGAAUACAAUGAACUCGAUGCAGCAAACCGUCAUGGGUCUUCAACAGACAGUGCUCAGACUGAUGGCAGAUAAGACGGGAAAUACAGGGAAUAACAUCAAUGACACGGGAAAUUCACUGGACACGGCGUAUGCGGCCAUGAGGAGCCAGACUGUCCCAGCAACUCAGAAUACAGAUUUCGAAGUUUCGCAGUCUGGUACCCAGUGCCCAAGAGCAUGCAACCAAAGUACCACCACCCAAAGAUGUUUUGUGGAGCUCGAAGACGUAGUUCAACAAUUAUGGACAAAUGCCGUAGCACCAAGCACAAGAUCCACUUAUAGGUCUGCGUUCCAUAUGUACGUUCAAUUUUUAUUGAUGUCAUGUGCCAUUUCUAGUGCAUAUACAUCGGACAUCCCAGUGACUGAAGACUAUUUGAUAUACUUUGUAGCUCACUGUGUUAGUAGGCUUAAGCUAAGCUUUUCAACCAUUAAGCUGUAUUUGUGUGGUAUUAAAUUUAUAUGUCUUGAAAGCAACAUUGCUUACCCAGAUGUUACCAAUCUGUCUCGACUUAAAGCAUUGUUAAAUGGUGUCAAGCGAAUGCAGUUACCAUCUUGUAAACUAAGACAUCCUAUAACUUUUGACAUACUGAAAAAAGUUUGUGUAUAUUUUCAUAGAACAGAAAGUUUUAGAAAUCUUAUGUUAGAAACUGUUUGUACUGUAGCAUUUUUUGGUUUUUUAAGGUGUGGGGAAUUUACCAUUAAGGAUUCUUUUGACCCCACAACAAACUUAUGUGUUAGUGACCUUAGUGUUUUAGAAAGUUGUGUCUUGUUAAAUCUUAAGAUCUCAAAAACUGAUCCUUUUAGAAAAGGAAUUACAAUUAAACUGUUCCCCACGAGCAACAUAAUAUGUCCAUUUUCAAUCUGUUGUAAAUAUUUGAAAGCACACUGUUCCUUGCCCUUUUCAGCCAAGCAACCAUUAUUUGUAAAUAGCGAUGGAAAUGCUUUAACAAGAACUGAAUUUAUUUCUGAACUUAAGCAUGCUCUCAAAUGUAUUGGAUGUAAUGCAGAUGUUUAUAAUGGACACUCAUUCAGGAUAGGGGCAGCAACCACUGCAGCUGCUGUCCAUAUGGAAGACCAUUUAAUAAAGGUGUUAGGUAGAUGGUCUUCUGAUGCUUACUGUAGAUACAUUAGAACACCAGAAACUGUUUUAAGAGAGGCACAAAAGUCGAUGACAACCAUUUAAUACCUUGUCACCUGACAUUUAUAUUCAGUUUUAGGUUUAGUUGACCUUUGUCAGAUAAUUGCAUACAAUUUUCGUUUUUUUCACCAUUAAGACCUUUAUGUAUUAUAAGGAUGAACAUGUAUAUCAUUUCUAUUCUGUAUUAUUAAUAUUGCAUUUUUGGGGGCACUCAGCUUCAUUUUGAUUGCAACACCAUUCACCUGAGUUUGGCCAUCAUUUAAUAAUUUUUGAUCAUAUAUAUAAAUUAUUAAAUUUUAAACCCCCAAAAAAUCAGGUAACUUGUUUUAAAUAGCUUAUAUUCCGGCUCUUGUUACCUAACUAUGAAGUGGCUUUCAUUUCGGCAUGCUGAGAGAAUAUCUCACUAAAUUCAUAGAGAGGCUACACCGAGUUUAUAAGCAUUGAUGAUAGAUCAUCUUCCAGACAUUCUCUUCCGGCUCUUGUAGCCUGGAACCAGUCCAUCUUUCAGUCUACCACACCGAGUUGAGUACUACGUGCUCUUCCGGAUCUUGUCGGUCAACCAUGACUGGUCUCCUAUGCUGCUACACCGAGUUGAGUUUAGUCUUGGAAGUUGAACCUCAAUCUCAAAGCACACCAGUUUCACCGAGUUGACUGGUACAUAUAUCUGUACCUUUCUUCCGGCUCUUGGGACUGGUUCCGCUGUUUUGGGGAUAGGGUUUUUUAACUGAUUAAAACUAUGAGAAGCUGAGUCUGCCCCUAUUUA
Saccostrea cuccullata (small rock oyster) is the source of this 2713-nucleotide messenger RNA. RefSeq lists its product as uncharacterized. Lineage: Eukaryota; Metazoa; Mollusca; Bivalvia; Ostreida; Ostreidae. The coding region runs from base 325 to 1995 and encodes 556 amino acids. The record is from RefSeq and is a predicted model, not a curated record. The transcript is spliced from 2 exons. Gene Ontology annotation, biological process: DNA integration; DNA recombination. Gene Ontology annotation, molecular function: DNA binding.